This is a messenger RNA of Schistosoma mattheei, 4377 nucleotides long. The record is from the annotation of a GenBank genome assembly. Lineage: Eukaryota; Metazoa; Platyhelminthes; Trematoda; Strigeidida; Schistosomatidae.
AUGGUUCGUGAAGCAGAUUUAUUAUUCCUGCGUAGUCUUUUCAGAGCUGGCGACUUGGGUUCAGUAGUUGUACAAUCACCUCGAGAAAAAAUUGCUAUCGAACUUUUCACAGAAGCGACAUUACAAGUAUUGAUCAAUUCACUUUUAUUCAGUUUUCCCGAUACAAUUUCGGAGUGCACCACCACCAACAAUAGCAACAAUUCGGUCUUAUCAUCCAAUCAAUCUGCCCUUGUAUUAACAGCAAACGCUAGAUGCUCACUUAUAGAAAUUUUAUCCGUAUUAUCUACAAGCUGUGAACUAGCUGAACGUCUUCAUCGAUGCGGUGCAUUGAAUUUGUGCCAUCAAAUCAUUAUGUUCAUUUCAUGUAGGCAUCGCCUCUGGUCGGGUGAUCAACCCAAAUCAAACUCAAUCGAUCGAGGAAAAACUCUGUGCAAUCGUGUUGGUUGUAAUCGUACUAUUAGUCCAAGUAAUCAACUGGCUGCUAGAUUUUCACUGAAAUUGAUGUUACAUCUAUUUUUCCAUUUACCAAAUGCAUUAGAUUCAUUUAAAAAAAUUUACAAUGAAGAAGAACCGAUUAAAUUAGUUGCCUGUUAUAGUCAUUUAACAGGAACUAUGCCUCCAGUAUUACCUAAUGUUUGCUAUUCAACACCGCGUUAUCAACGUACCAAGCGAGUUCUUAGUGGUAAUAUCCCAUCAACUUAUUCUACUACUAAUACUCCUAUCAACCAUGAUACUUCAUCAGGUACAUCUACUGUCAUUCUUACAUCUCCCAAUGAAUCUAAUCUUGAAGAUGCAUCUCGAAAAUUUCAUCAGAACUCUGUUGAUUCAACUGCAUCGACUGACAGACAAUCAGGAUCAUCAUGUCCUGUUGAUAGUCGUAUAACUAUUUCAACGUGUUCUUGUGUACCAUUAGACCAUGGGACGUUUGCUCUCACUGGUCUACUUCGUGGUUUAAUUUAUUGGCGUUUAGCUAAUCAGUAUGCUAAUUCACAGACAGUUGAGGCGAUAGAUCAAUUCGGAACUCAUGUAAUCACUUCUGCUGGUCUAGGAAUUACUGGGGAUGAUAUUGCUUUAUUAAUCAUUCAGCCACUUACAGAAAGUUGUCUUCAUUUAGAAGCAACACGUAUAAUGACAUGGGUAUGUCAUGUUCUAGUUCUUGUUUUGGAUAAAAGUCCAGAAUUGCAUAUGUGGACUGUAUAUACUAAUUCGUUUGUACGUGAAGUAGACUAUCGUGUUACAUCUUUAUUAAAAGCUGUUCAAGAAGCAUCUGAUACUCAAAGUCAUACACAGUUUUUGGAGCAUUUAAUUCCAUUGGUUAAAUUAUUUUCUUGUCUGGCAUCUGGGCAUGAAUCCACUCGAAUACUUGUUGGUGAACUAACGAUGUGCAAAAAACUUAUAGACUUUGCGAUGCGUUUAAAGUCAUUAGGUAGUGAAAAUGCGAAUCUCGUAUUGCAAUUUCAGCAUUCUAUUGUUGUCCUAUUACAUGUACUAUCUCGAUCAUUCAGUUUACAUCAUACACUUUUUAAAAAUCAAACAAUUGGACGAUAUUUACUAAAAAUAAUUGAUGAUAAUCUGCCGAAUACAAUUAAAGGUUCUUAUCUAAGUGCGAAACUAGUCGAAGCAGCUUCAUCCACCUUAAUCAACCAAGUACUUCCAAUGUGUCCGUUGAAAGAAACUUUAAUUGAUGAUUUUAUCAGUGUUUUCAUCCGUUUGCUGACAAUUGGAAAUGUACAGUCAUCAUCUUCGCUGUUAAUAACUAAAGUUGAAUCAAACAGUCAAUCAAUCAAUACAUACGAUGCUGAUAGUUUUAAUAAUAAUAUUAAUGACAGUAGUAAUAAUCCUAGUACAGAUGAUAACUCAUCUCGUCCUUCAAUAACAAAAUCUAACUUAAAUAGUCCAGCAACAACAAUGACAAAUCAUCAGUUUCAUGAUAUUAUACCAGUAUUACAUUUGAAUGGAAUAUGGGGAUUAAGUAAUUUAUUGCAUACCGCUAAUUCAAGUGUUUGUAUAAAUCUCUUUCAUGAAUUAGUUAAUAAAGGUGUAUGGUUAGAAUUAUUACAGUUGGCUUCAUCGAUACCAAAUAAUGAAUUUAAUUUUUCGUUUCCCAUGAAAAAUGAAUGGGAUGAUAAUAUGAAAAUAACUAAUUUCAAUAUGAAUUCAGGAAAUAGAGUUCCUAUAAUACCAGGAAUUAUGGUAUCACAUCAAAGUACUGAAAUUAAAUAUAUUGGUGAAUUUAAUCAAAGCAAUGAAAAAAUCAAUGAUGAUCAUUCGAAACAGAAAUACCAGACAAAUUUAAAUUUAUUAAAUCGUUCCAAUACUACUCAUCAUUAUAAUCAGCAUCAAUUAUUUUUGUCGAAUAAUACACAAUCUAAAUUUAAGUUUUCUAAAAGUAGUGCACAAAUUCAUAUUUUAAUUGUUUAUCAAACAUUGAGCUUUUUACGUAAUCUACUUCGUGAUGAACAAUUCAUAGAUACUGUAGUGAGUGAGCAUUGGUGGAAUAUCACUCAAUUUAUAAUUGCUGUGUUGGAGUCGAACUAUCCUCAACCCGUCAAAGAACAGGCUGUACUUGUGAUUGCACAUAUUGCCACUGGUCGAACUGCACGAUGCGAAGUUCAUCGAAAUGGAGAUUUAGUUGAAAAACUCACAUUAUUUAUGCGUUCACAAAAUAGUUACACAAAAGCUGCUGCAUUGACUGCAACUUAUAAUCUUUUAGGCUUACAAACUGAAUGUCUCGAUUCUUGCGGAUUACUGAGCGCAUUUAAGGUGAAACAUAAACCAUAUAUUUUAUCGCAUAGUAGACGUUUAAGAGUUCAACAUCAUCGUCAUGAAACUCAUCAUCAUCACCAUCAUCAUGGAAAAAAACAAGACCUAGGCAAUCAAUCAACAUCUUUAGUAUCUUGUAGUAUAAAUCGUCGUGAAACAUCAACAUGUAUGGCUCAAAAUGCUUUAGAAGAAGAAGUUGAGGAAGAAGAACAACAACAGCAAGAAAAUGAAAAUCAAGACAUAAUUGUAGAAGCCAGUGAUGAUUUUAUCAGUGAAAAUAUAUCAUCUGAACAAACUUCUAUUAUACCUCAAACUUCUGAUACUGCUAUAUCUUUCAAUAUUGAUGACAAUGAUGAUAAUGACAACACUGAUCAAUCUAGAUUACGUACACUUCGAAGACGAAGAUAUUAUCGAUCAUGGCAAGCAACUUCACCUUCUAUGUCAGAUAAUCACGAACUAUUAGAAAUAAAUGAGCAAGAAAGGCAACUUAAUGAACCAUCCACUGAAAUUACUCGAUCACCAUCUUCACAUUCAAGAUCAUCGUCAUCAUCAUCAUCGUCAUCUGGUACCUCUUCGACCUCAUCAUGUGUAGGUGAAACCAGUGUUGGUACUGAAUUGACAAAUUUACAUCAAUCUGUUAUAGUUGAUAUGUGUAGUAUGUCAUCGCCUAGUUGUACUGAUGAAGAUGUGGAAGAUAUAAAUCAACACGCUGUUACACUAAGUUCUCUAUCGCCUACAUUAACAAUAAGUGAUCGAGCUCCAUUAGCUGACGAAGAUCGUGGUACUACAGCGGAAAUGCAACAUUCAGGUAUGACAGAUUCAGAUUUGCUUAGUCCAUUAUCUUCAUCUAGUCAAAAAUGUGAAAUAGGUUCAAAUCCAGAUGAUGUUUCAAGUACAGAAUUUCUUGAUCUGAAUAGUUCAGAACAAAUCAACAACAAUACAACACAGAAUAUUUUUAAUAAUAAUACGGACAAUAGCAAUAAUAAAAACGAUGAUAAUAAUACUAAUAAUGGAAAUAUCCCAUCUACUUCUCAUCACCUUUCUCACUCUACCAUUUCAACGUCAAAUUCUCGUCGAGAUUGGGAAACCGGAUUUUGUCAAAUUUUAUUACCUUUCUUACAAGAAUUAGAUUCAGAUCAGAUAUUACGUAGUACAUGGGAUUGGUUAAUGUUAUGCGCUAAUAAAGAUGGUAAACCCGUAUUUUUGAAUAGUUUAUUUCAUGCAUGGCAACGAUUAUAUACAAAUAUACCAAAUUUAACUACAAUACAAACGCUACAACCUGAAAUAGCUCAGUCUUCAUCUGUCAGUAAUGAUAAUAGCAAUAAUAUUACUGUAAGUGAAUUUCUAAGUAAAAUUAAAGAAUCAAUGGAAACAGGCACGUCACCUAACUCAUUAUUAAUUAAUUUGCCACGAUAUUGGGAAAAUCGAAAUCGUCACCGAUGUCGACGUCAACACCGCCACCACUGUCACCAUCGUCACCGUCAUCGUGUACGUCGACAAAAUCAACAACAAUCUACUACUACCACAGAUCGACCGGACUCAAUUAAUACAGUCGACACAAGUUCACCAGUGCCUCCAUCAACAUCAAAUGAAAACCUUGAACAAACAGGUUAA